AUGCAGGGGGCCCGAGUUCGCUUCGUGCGUCCCCGCGUGCGCACUGAGACCUCCUCGCUGCGGCGGUGGGCCGCCGCCUCGCUCGCCGGGCUCACCGUGCUCCUUUGCCAGUGCAGCGCCAGUGACGCCAACCAGCCCCUGGCGCAGUCCACGCUGCGGGGGGUCCCUCGCGUAGUCGACGGAGACACGCUCGUCAUUUCGCGGCAGCCGCGCCCGGAGGACCCCCCCGCCGUCCGACUGCGGCUGCGCGGCAUCGACGCGCCUGAGUCAGCCCAGACGUGCCUGGACGCCAACGGGCGCGAGUACCCGUGCGGCGAGGUGGCCACGGCGGCGCUGAAGCGGCGCAUCGCGGGCCGCGAGGUCGAGUGCGAGGUGCAGGAGCUCGACCGUUACGGGCGCGGCGUGGCUACGUGCCGGGAUGCCGACGGGGCAGACCUCAACGCGUGGAUGGUCGAGCAGGGCCACGCGGUGGCGUACAGGGAGUACGCGAAGGACUACGUGCCGCAGGAGGAGGCGGCGCGGAAGCGCAGGAGGGGGGUGUGGCAGGGGAGUUUCCAGUACCCCGCGGACUUCCGGCGCGAGAAGCGCGGGCAGCAGCCGCGGACGUCGCCGGCGGUCGCGAACGGCCCGUGCGAGGGCCGCAUCAAGGGCAACGUGAGCGCGAGCGGGAAGCUGUACCACAAGCCCGGCGGGAAGUACUACGACGAGGUCGUGAUCGACGUCUCGAAGGGCGAGCGGUGGUUCUGUUCCCCCGAGGAGGCCGAAGCCGCUGGGUGGCGCGAGGCGAAGGAGUAG
Messenger RNA from Pedinophyceae sp. YPF-701, 795 nucleotides. The record is from the annotation of a GenBank genome assembly. Lineage: Eukaryota; Viridiplantae; Chlorophyta; Pedinophyceae.